Molecule: messenger RNA, 6351 nt
Organism: Urocitellus parryii (Arctic ground squirrel)
Lineage: Eukaryota; Metazoa; Chordata; Mammalia; Rodentia; Sciuridae
Source: RefSeq, a predicted model, not a curated record
GUAACUUGCCCAAGAUUACACAGCUAAGUCUCGAUGCCUGCCUGGAGUGGAGACUGAUCUGGAGCCCCUGAGCCUCGGGACCCUGGGAGAUGGCACUGCCACUGUGGGCCCUGACCUUCCUGGGGCUGGUGGGCCCGAGUGUGGGCCUGCGGCCCCGCAAGCUGAACGUCUUCUGCAGCGAGAUGGAGCUGAACCACCUGGUGGUGGACGAGGCCUCAGGUGUGGUAUACGUGGGGGCAGUGAACAUGCUCUUCCAGCUGAGUGCAGACCUGCACCUCCAGCAGCAGGCCGUCACAGGCCCCGCCCUGGACAACAAGAAGUGCACACCGCCCAUCGAGGCCAGCCAGUGCCACGAGGCAGUGCCCACUGACAAUGCCAACCAGCUGCUGCUGCUGGACCUGCCCGGGAAGCGCCUGGUGGAGUGUGGCAGCCUCUUCAAGGGCAUCUGUGCCCUGCGUGCCCUAAGCAACAUCUCCAUGCUUCUCUUCUACGAGGACGGCAGCGGCGAGAAGUCCUUUGUGGCCAGCAACGACGAGAGUGUGGCCACUGUGGGACUGGUCAGCUCUACAGGCCCUGAUGGGGAACGGGUGCUGUUUGUGGGCAAAGGCAACGGGCCGCACGACAAUGGCAUCAUCGUGAGCACCCGCCUACUGGACCGGGCCGAGGGCAGGGAAGCCUUCGAAGCUUACUCAGACCACACCACCUUCAAGGCUGGCUACCUGUCCACCAACACACAGCAGUUCGUGGCGGCCUUUGAGGACGGCCCAUAUGUCUUCUUUGUCUUCAACCAGCAGGACAAGCACCCAGCCCGAAACCGAACACUCCUGGCACGCAUGUGCAAAGAUGACCCCUCCUACUACUCCUACGUGGAGAUGGACCUGCAGUGCAGGGACCCCAGCGACCCCCAGGGCCCUGCCUUCGGGGCCUGCCUGGCAGCCUCUGUAGCCACACCAGGUGCCACCGGCAGGGUCCUCUACGCUGUCUUCAGUAGGGACGGCCGGAGCAGUGGGGGGCUUGGGGCGGGCCUCUGCCUAUUCCCGCUGGAGAAAGUCCAUGUCAAGAUGGAGGCCAGCCGCAACGCCUGCUACACGGGCGCCCGGGAGGCGAGCCGGGACACCUUCUACAAGCCCUUCCACGGCGACAUCCAGUGUGGGGGCCACUUGCAGGGCGCCAGCAAGAGCUUCCCGUGUGGUUCAGAGCACCUGCCGUAUCCCCUGGGCAGCCGUGAUGGACUCACGGCCACGGCUGUGCUGCAGCGUGGAGGCCUCAAUCUGACAGCUGUGACGGUGACCGCUGAGAAUGGCCAUACUGUUGCUUUCCUGGGCACUUCUGACGGCCGGAUCCUCAAGGUGUACCUGGCCCCUGAUGGCACCUCAGAGGAGUACAGCUCCAUCCUCGUGGAGAUCAACAAGAGGAUCAAGCAGGACCUGGUGCUGUCUGGAGAUCUGUCCAGUCUAUAUGCCAUGACCCAGGACAAGGUUUUCCGGCUCCCAGUACAGGAGUGUCUGAGCUACCCAACCUGCGCACAGUGCCGUGACUCCCAGGACCCCUACUGUGGCUGGUGUGUUGUCGAGGGACGAUGCACCAGAAGGGCUGAAUGCCCGCGGGCUGAGGAGACCAACCACUGGCUGUGGAGCCGGAACAAGUCCUGUGUAACCGUCACUGAUGCCCAGCCUCAGAACAUGAGCCGCCGGGCGCAGGGGGAGGUGCAGCUGACCGUCAGCCCUCUCCCAGCCCUGACCGAGAAGGAUGAAGUGCUGUGUCUCUUUGGUGAAUCACCACCACACCCUGCCCGUGUGGAGGGCAACGCCGUCAUCUGCAACUCCCCAAGCAGCAUCCCCAGCACACCAACUGGUCAGGACCAUGUGGCUGUGAGCAUCCAGCUCCUCUUCAGACGAGACGAUGUCUUCCUCACCUCCCACCAGUACCCCUUCUACGACUGCCGAGAGGCCAUGAGGCUCGUGGAGAACCUGCCGUGCAUUUCCUGCGCCAGCAACCGCUGGACCUGCCAGUGGGACCUAAGGUACCACGAGUGUCGGGAGGCCUCGCCCAACCCUGAGGAGGGCAUCAUUCGCGCCCACAUGGAGGACAACUGCCCACAGUUCCUGAACCCCAGCCCUCUGGUCAUCCCUAUGAACCACGAGACAGAUGUGAUUUUCCAGGGCCAGAAUCUGGACACAGUCAAGGGGUCCUCCCUGUAUGUGGGCAGCGACCUGCUCAAGUUCGAGGAGCCAGUGACUGUGCAGGAGCCGGGGACCUUCUUCUUUCGGACCCCAAAGCUAUCCCACGAUGCCAAUGAGACUCUGUCCCUACACCUGUACGUCAAGUCCUACGGCAAGAACAUUGACAGCAAGCUCCAAGUGACCCUCUACAACUGCUCCUUUGGCCGCAGUGACUGCAGCCUGUGCCUGGCUGCUGACCCUGCCUACAGGUGCGUGUGGUGCCGUGGGCAGAGCCGGUGUGUGUACGGGGCUCUGUGCAGCAAUGCCACGUCUGAGUGCCCGCCACCAGUAAUCACUAGGAUCCAGCCUGAGACCGGUCCCCUGGGUGGGGGCAUCCGCGUCACCGUCCUCGGGUCCAAUUUGGGCAUCAAAGCAGAUGAUGUCAAGAGGAUCACUGUGGCUGGACAGAACUGUGCCUUUGAGCCAGAACGUUAUUCUGUGUCCACCCGGAUCGUGUGCGUGACCGAGGCGGCAGAGAUGUCCUCCACCGGGGGCAUCGAGGUGGAUGUCAACGGGAAGCUUGGCCACUCACCACCCAGUGUCCAAUUUACCUACCAAGAGCCCCAGCCCCUGAGUGUGGAACCAAGGCAGGGGCCACAAGCAGGCGGGACCACGCUGACCAUCAGUGGCACCCACCUGGACACAGGCUCUAAGGAGGACGUGCGGGUGACCCUCAGUGGCGUCCCUUGUGAAGUGACCAAGUUUGGGGUACAGCUGCAGUGCGUCACAGGACCCCAGUCCACUCUGGGAGAGGUGGCCCUGGAGAUCUCCUACGGGGGCUCCCGCGUGUCCAGCCCUGGAGUCUCCUUCACCUUCCGGGAGAACCCAGUGCUACGGGCCUUUGAGCCGCUUCGAAGCUUUGUCAGUGGUGGCCGGAGUAUCACUGUCACUGGUCAGGGCUUCAGCCUCAUCCAGAAGUUUGCCAUGGUGGUCAUUGCUGAGCCCCUACAGUCCUGGCGGCGUCGGCGGGAGGCUGGACCCCUACAGCCCACGAUGGUCACAGGCACUGAGUAUGUGUUCUACAACGACACCAGAGUCGUCUUCUUGUCCCCGGCUGUCCCCGAGGAGCCGGAGGCCUACAACCUCACAGCACUGAUACAGAUGGAUGGGCACCGUGCCCUGCUCAGGACCGAGGCCAGUGCCUUCGAGUAUGUGGCAGACCCCACCUUUGAGAACUUCACGGGUGGCGUCAAGAAGCAGGUCAACAAGCUCAUCCAUGCCCAGGGCACCAACCUGAACAAGGCGAUGACGCUGCAGGAGGCCGAAGCUUUUGUGGGUGCUGAGCGCUGCAUCAUGAAGACCCUCACUGAGACGGACCUGUACUGCGAGCCCCCAGAGGUUCAGCCCCCGCCCAAGCGGCGGCAGAAGCGGGACACCACACACAACCUGCCCGAGUUCAUUGUGAAGUUCGGCUCCCGCGAGUGGGUGCUGGGCCGGGUGGAGUACGACACACGUGUGAGUGAUGUGCCACUCAGCCUCAUCCUGCCGCUGGUCAUUGUGCCCAUGGUGGUGGUCAUUGCCGUGUCUGUCUACUGCUACUGGAGGAAGAGCCAGCAGGCUGAGCGGGAGUACGAGAAGAUCAAAUCCCAGCUGGAGGGUCUGGAGGAGAGUGUGCGGGACCGCUGCAAGAAGGAGUUCACAGACCUGAUGAUCGAAAUGGAGGACCAGACGAAUGACGUGCAUGAGGCGGGCAUCCCCACGCUGGACUACAAGACCUACACAGACCGCGUCUUCUUCCUGCCCUCCAAGGACGGCGACAAGGACGUCAUGAUCACGGGCAAGCUGGACAUCCCUGAGUCKCGGCGGCCUGUGGUGGAGCAGGCCCUGUACCAGUUCUCCAACCUGCUCAACAGCAAGUCCUUCCUCAUCAACUUCAUCCACACCCUGGAGAGCCAGCGUGAGUUCUCCGCCCGUGCCAAGGUCUACUUUGCAUCCCUGCUGACGGUGGCCCUGCAUGGGAAGCUGGAGUACUACACCGACAUCAUGCGCACGCUCUUCCUGGAGCUCAUGGAGCAGUACGUGGUGGCCAAGAACCCCAAGCUGAUGUUGCGCAGGUCUGAGACAGUGGUAGAGAGGAUGCUGUCCAACUGGAUGUCCAUCUGCCUGUACCAGUACCUCAAGGACAGCGCUGGUGAGCCCCUGUAUAAGCUCUUCAAGGCCAUCAAACAUCAGGUGGAAAAGGGGCCAGUGGACGCCGUGCAGAAGAAGGCCAAGUACACCCUCAAUGACACCGGGCUGCUCGGGGACGACGUGGAGUAUGCGCCCCUGACGGUGAGCGUGAUUGUGCAGGAUGAAGGGGUAGAUGCUGUCCCGGUCAAGGUCCUCAACUGCGACACCAUCUCUCAGGUCAAGGAGAAGAUCAUCGACCAGGUGUACCGCACACAGCCCUGCUCCUGCUGGCCCAAGCCAGACAGUGUGGUCCUGGAGUGGCGCCCUGGGUCUACAGCCCAGAUCUUGUCUGACCUGGACCUGACCUCCCAGCGGGAUGGCCGGUGGAAACGCAUCAACACCCUGAUGCACUACAACGUUCGGGAUGGAGCCACCCUCAUCCUGUCUAAGGUGGGGGUCUCCCAGCAGCCAGAGGACAGCCAGCAAGACCUACCUGGGGAACGCCAUGCCCUCCUGGAGGAGGAGAACCGGGUGUGGCACCUUGUGCGGCCAACAGACGAGGUGGAUGAGGGCAAGUCCAAGCGAGGCAGCAUGAAGGAGAAAGAGCGAACCAAGGCCAUCACCGAGAUCUACCUGACGCGGCUGCUCUCUGUCAAGGGAACACUGCARCAGUUCGUGGACAACUUCUUCCAGAGCGUGCUGGCCCCUGGUCACGCGGUGCCACCGGCCGUCAAGUACUUCUUCGACUUCCUGGACGAGCAGGCAGAGAAGCAUGACAUCAAGGAUGAGGACACCAUUCACAUCUGGAAGACCAACAGUUUACCGCUGCGGUUCUGGGUGAACAUCCUCAAGAACCCGCACUUCAUCUUUGACGUGCAUGUCCACGAGGUGGUGGACGCCUCCCUGUCGGUCAUCGCACAGACCUUCAUGGACGCCUGCACGCGCACGGAGCACAAGCUGAGCCGCGACUCGCCCAGCAACAAGCUGCUGUAUGCCAAGGAGAUCUCCACCUACAAGAAGAUGGUGGAGGAUUACUACAAGGGGAUCCGGCAGAUGGUACAAGUCAGCGACCAGGACAUGAACACACACUUGGCAGAGAUUUCCCGGGCACACACAGACUCCCUGAACACCCUUGUGGCACUGCACCAGCUCUACCAGUACACACAGAAGUACUAUGACGAGAUCAUCAAUGCCCUGGAAGAGGACCCCGCUGCCCAGAAAAUGCAGCUGGCCUUCCGCCUGCAGCAAAUCGCCGCUGCUCUUGAGAACAAAGUCACCGAUCUCUGACCUCAGACCAUCAGUGCAGCCGGGGCACAGUGCAAGGUGCCCAUGCCUGGUGCUGAGUGGCCCUGUGGCUUGAGGCCCAGCUAGCAGUGGCUGACUCUCCUUCUCCCUAGCAGAGGAUGUACCCCGGCACCUGGGGGGGGAGGGUGGCGGGCCCACUCCUGCUAUACUGUGUCGACCUCUUGAGCAAUACUGCUGGGCGCUCUGGCCAGCACCAACUCCUGCACGCACCAGCAUCGGGUGCUCUCCACGGGGAGCAGUUCGCAAACGUGCCUUACCAAGCUGCUUGGCCACUGGGGCAGCRGGGCCCCAGCCUCCCUCCCAGUGCACCAGCAGCCUUCUCAGAUGCCCUGGGUUUGGCCUCCGGUGGGAUCUGAGUGCCUGCAGUCCCCAGGGCCAGUUCUUGGACUGCGUGUCUGUCUGUCAGCCAGAUGGAAGGAGGAGAAAAAGCGGUACAAUGCCCCCUGACCUCACCUGGCCUUCCCAACGGGGCACAGGAACUCCAGGUGGACUUGAGGGCCCCUGGGCCCCACCUCAAAGGUCAACUGGACGUCAGACGUCGGGGCUCGGGUGGCCAGAGGGGACUCAGCAGACUGGGGGUCCCGGUCUUGGCCUGUCAGACAGGCUCCCUGCAGGCCCACCCCCAUCUGGAGGGUCAGGGAACAGCUCCACCAGGACCACCCACCCCUUUUUGUAAAUCUUGUUAAUUGUAAAUCAAAUACAGUUGUCUUUCUCA